GAUGUGAUCUUACAUCAAUAGCUUUUGGCGGUAAACAAUUGAAACAACCACUGCAUUUAAUCAUCAAUUUAUUUUCAUUUUGUGAUCUGUUUACUUAAUUAUUUACUGUUUUAAAAUCGAAUUCAAAAUGGGCAAUGAUGCGCUCGAUAUGUUACCUUUAUACUACAAAAUACUUUUCCCAAGUAAACUCUUUGUUAGGUGGUUAAGUUACAGCGAAUCUGAUGAGACCUAUUUCAAGAGACGUGAACUUUCCUUCACUUUGGCCGGAGACAUCUAUUUGCGAUAUCAAAGUUUCCCAGAUGAUACUGAACUGGUCAAAGCCCUUCUGUCCAAACUUCCCGUUAAAAUUGAUAUUGGUGCGGUGUUUAAUAAAGAGCCUCGGGAUAAUCGGAAAACUAUGGAUGUUUUGAUACCACUUGAAAGAGAAUUGAUUUUUGAUAUUGAUAUGGACGAUUAUGACGACAUAAGAACUUGUUGUAAAGGUCCAGAAAUUUGCAAAAAUUGUUGGAGAUUUAUAGUCAUUGCUGCCAAGAUUUUGAAUGCUGCUCUAAUCGAGGAUUUUGGUUUCAAAAAUAUUCUUUGGGUUUAUUCUGGUCGUCGAGGUAUUCAUGGUUGGAUUUGUGACAAGCGAGCUAGAAGAUUAACCACUGAAGCAAGAUCAGCCAUAGUCGAUUACUUAUCUCUCAUUGAAGGUGGGGAAUUCAAGAGCAAAAGGGUUACUCUGCCUGCCAACAAAAAUCUUCAUCCAAGUAUUACACGAGCUCUGGAUAUUAUUGAGAAGGAAUUUGAAGAUUUCAUGGUAAAGGAUCAAAAAAUUUUCGAUACAGUUGAAAGUGCUUCAAAAAUAGUUGAUCUUUGCACAGAUCCUGAACUUAAAACAAGUUUAAGAAACAAAGUUUUGAAAACACCACAUCGUACUGGCUUAGAGCGUUGGAAAUGCUUGGAGAAAGCGGUUGAACUUCAUGUGAAAGAAAGAAAUUAUACAAGAACUCAUGCAAGAUAUUUCCUUGACGAAAUAAAACUUCAGUUGUGCUACCCACGACUUGAUGUGAAUGUAAGUCGAGGAAUAAACCAUUUACUGAAAGCUCCAUUUUGCGUUCACCCUAAAACCCACCGAGUUUGUGUUCCAGUUGACAUUGCAAACAUAAAAAAAUUCGACCCAUUCACAGUCCCAACCAUCGAUCAACUGUUGAGCCAAAUAGAUGCUCACGACGCAUUACAACCUGAAGAAAAAGAUAACAAGGAAAGUUAUGCAAAAACAGAUUUGGCCCAAUCAAUUGGUUUGUUUCGCAAAUUCGUGGUUCUUUGUGAAAAAGAAGCAAUCAUGCAGCGAUCGUCAGAACAACGAUCAACAGAAUCUUUAACCUGGUGAAAAGGCAAAAUUUUUAUAAACUCGAAAUAUUUCUAUAAUCGUUGAAAUUUUAAUAAACAAUCGACAUUACUUUUAUUUCCA
Molecule: messenger RNA, 1453 nt
Organism: Tetranychus urticae (two-spotted spider mite)
Lineage: Eukaryota; Metazoa; Arthropoda; Arachnida; Trombidiformes; Tetranychidae
Gene: Prim1
Product: DNA primase small subunit
Biological process (GO): DNA replication, synthesis of primer
Source: RefSeq, a predicted model, not a curated record